AUGGCGGAGCCUGAUGCUGCCCCCAUGUCUGCGUCAAGUGGAAACAUCCUCGUCUUCAGGGGAUGGGGAGCAGACAAGCCCGGCAUUUGCCAGGCCUUCCUGGGAAUAGUUGUGGAGCACCAGAGCGAGGUCCUUGACAUGGCCCAGUUCCUCUUGGGCGGCGGCCUGAUGUUCACAUUCGUGCUGAAGGUGGCAGAUCAAAGUUCCAUUGGCUUGAUGAAGUCCCUCACAUCCUGCGCCAGGGAGCAGGGCCUCCAGCUGAACUUCCACUUCCCAGAUGCCGGGGAGGUGCCAGAGGCGGAGGGCGGCAACGAAGCAGUCAUCUCGGUAGUUUCAGCAUCGAUGAUUACGCCUGCGUUGAUGUUCGACAUUGACAAGGUGUUGUGGGGCCAUGGCUGCGUGGUGCUUGAAAUCGAGCACCGCAGUGACAACAUGAAGGAGCACAACAACGAGUACAACAAAGUCCAGAUUCGCAUCCGGUGUCCAGUGGGUCUCAGGCUUGCCUCGCUGAUGAUGGGACCUGCGGGCGGCGAAGUGGAAGGCUUGCAAAAGGUGGCCUGGGAGCAUGGCGGCGAAGUCACUGCACGCUGGUGGGACGCCAUGAACAGGCCAAACGGCAAGUCGCUUGUCGUCUUCGGCCUGUCCAAUGUCCUCUGCCCGGAUGAUGUGCUGGAUCUCGUACUUCGGGAGGCUGGGGUCGAUCCCGCGUCAGUGAAGUCGGAGUCGUCUCAGCCAGGUGCGGAGGAAUCUGCAAAGCUCGCGAUGCUGAAAGGCCACAGCACUCAACUGGUGCGCAAGGUCAUAGAUCAGUUGGCUUUCACUCCGGGCGCCAAGGUGGUUUGCUCGGCCAUGAAGCGCCUAGGAUGCCGGCUCGCCAUCCUUACAAACACAGGCAUGCGAGAAGUCGCGGAGCAUGUCAAGAGCCAGCUUGGCUUUGAUUAUGUGAUUUGCCGUGAUGUUGAGGUUGAGGAUGGCUGCUUUACUGGCAGGUACAUGGGGGAGCUCUCGGAUGUGAAGUUCCGCAAAGCGGACCUGCUGAAGCUGAUGGCAGAGAGAGAAGGUGUCGACUACCGAAAUGUGAUCACUGUGGGAGAGCCACUCACAGGACUGAAGGCUGCGAAUGCGCGGCUGAUGCUGGAGACGUUUGGACCAUUCGUCUUCUUCAACUCCACAAAGAUGCCAGACCUCACCAUUGUCCUCUACCUGCUUGGCUUCAGCGGCUCUGAUGUAAGGGCCCUGCGGAAAAGGCGCUGGGAUGACGGGCCUGGAAUGCCGGAGCCGUCUGGCUCAGCUGUGCCUCCAACGCCAGCGAGCAAACGCUUCAUGGUGCAGGUCAGUGCUCAGAACCGGAGCUCUGGACAGCUGCAGAGGAUCUUCCAUCCGCUAGCACCUCUGCGACAAGACGUACAGCUUACGACCGUCCGGCAGUGCAGCUUGCAGGAUGGCGGCAUGUGCCUAGGGCUGGACUUGACCGUUCAGAAGGACCAUCCUGAUGCUGUUGUCAAGGAGCUGGUGUACACUUGCCAGAAGGAAGGAUUUGCCAUCAUGGAUGUCAACGAUUCGGCAAAGGACUUUAACUGGCAGCUUCGGUAUCAGAAUCGAUACGUUGUGACCUUGGUACAGAAGCCGAACAUCAGCAGCACUUCGUUGAGCGAAGUGAUGAGUGUUUUCGGCUCCAAGGGCAUCAAUAUCAUCAAAAUAGAGCGACUGAGCAGUCGUGACAUCGCCUCACUCCAGUUCACCGUGAGUUUGCCCGACAGCCUGUCAUCAGAUGAGUUCUCCCGGCAUUUG
Messenger RNA from Symbiodinium pilosum, 1791 nucleotides. The record is from the annotation of a GenBank genome assembly. NCBI's taxonomy places the organism in Eukaryota, Dinophyceae, Suessiales, Symbiodiniaceae.